Molecule: messenger RNA, 548 nt
Organism: Cydia amplana
Lineage: Eukaryota; Metazoa; Arthropoda; Insecta; Lepidoptera; Tortricidae
Gene: Cnep1r2
Product: nuclear envelope phosphatase-regulatory subunit 1 homolog
Exons: 4
Coding region: 130-510 (126 amino acids)
Cellular component (GO): cytoplasm; Nem1-Spo7 phosphatase complex
Source: RefSeq, a predicted model, not a curated record
UACAAUUUGGCAUAUUGAUAUUGCUUUUUAUUGAGAUUUAUCUUUACGCGUGAAAAUUCAUAAUUUUUCUUAUCCUUCACAGUAUGUAGUGGUACUAAAUUCACACAGUAAUAGAUUAAAUACUGUAAAAUGUCUCUCGAACAAACAGCGUGCGAUGAUCUGAAAGCGUUUGAACGCCGACUGACUGAAGUAAUAGCAUGUUUGCAACCGGCGACGACUAGGUGGCGAAUCUUGCUGGCAGUGGUUUCGGUUUGCACAGCUAUCGCGGCGUGGCACUGGCUGACAGAUCCGUUAACUCCGGUAGUCUCUCUAACACAGUCCUUGUGGAACCACCCUUUCUUCGCUUUUACUUCUACAUUUUUAGUGCUUCUGUUCAUGAUGGGCGUCCACCGCAAAGUGAUCGCGCCGAGCAUCGUCACCGCGCGCACGCGCGCUGUACUCAACGACUUCAACAUGUCAUGCGAUGACAGCGGGAAACUCAUCCUUAAACCUCGCCCCGCCAAUAACUAAUGUAAAUAUUAUUUAAGAAUACAUUACUUUGUAGAUUA